GACCCUCCCUGCAGAACACACAGAGGAACUCGGCAUCGUUCUCGCAGAAGAAGUAGAUCUUCUCGCCGUGCUCCUCGCAGGUGGAGAACAGAGCACACCAUGAGGUCACAGGGGGAUGGGUUUCCUGGAAUCUGUAGACCACAGUGGCUGGGGAGAACUGGGGAGCAGAAGCUUCCUGUCAGAUUGAGCAGGUGGGAGCCAUAAACUUCUGGCUCUGAGGCGUGCCCACAGCAUCAAAGUCCAGGCUGGAGUGAGAGGUGUGGACUUCGGGAGAUUCUGCCGGAAGUGUGUGGGCGGGACGCUGUUUCGACACUGCAGGUAGGGUGUAAGGAUUGCUCAUCGGGUCCCCUCUUCUGCUCUCCUUUCCUCCCUCACCACAUCUGCCCAUGGUGGCCCCUCCUACGGUCCCAAAUCCCCCACCACCUGGCACAACAGUCCCCUUUGGGGUUCGGGUAACACUGGACUAUUUUAUUUAUUUAUUUAUUUAUUUAUUUAUUUAUUUAUUUAUUUAUUUUUACUGUAGCGGGGAGAAGGCAAGAAACCAUAAUGCAAAUGAUUUAUGUUGAUACACAUUAGAAAACGAUUAGUCAGAUAAUCAGUUUCAACCACAUUUAUCUAGGGUUUAGUAUUUUUAUAUUACUACAUUCAAUUUUAAUAACCCUCUAGGCAAACAUUAUUACCUUCAUUUUACAGAGAAAGAAAUGUAAACUGACUUUCCAAAUGUAAAGUGACUUUCCAAAGGUCACAAAGCUAGAAAGUAUCACGUUAAGGACGAUCCCAGUCUCCUGGCUUAAAGCCCUACGCUCCUCCCACACCUCAUGCCAAGACCAAGAUCUGCAGCCACGGUCCUUCACCCAUGCACACAUCUGUGGAUAAAACCAGGCCUUCCCCCAUUCUCCCACUGGGUGAUCAGCCUAGCCCCUUGUGGUUGCUCCCUUUUUACUCUAAUCACUUUAUUACCUCCCCUUCCCAUCCAAUCUCUGCUCUUCCUGCCACGAGUGCAGCCCAGGAACUAGUUUGUCCAAUACAGGAGCCACCAGCCACAUGUGUCUACUGAGCACUGAAAUGUGGCCGGUCUGAAUGGCGGCAUGCUGUAUAUGUAAAAUACAUACCGGAUUUCUUUUUUUUCUUUUUCUUUUUCUCUUUUUUCUUUUCUUUUUUUUUUUUUUUGAAAUGGAGUCUCGCUCUGUCUCCCGGGAUGGAGUGCAGUAGCGCGAUCUUGGCUCACUGCAAGCUCCUCCUCCCGGGUUCACACCAUUCUCCUGCCUCAGCCUCCCGAGUAGCUGGGACUACAGGCGCCGGCCAGCACGCCAGGCUAAUUUUUUUGUAUUUUUAGUAGAGACGGGGUUUCACCGUGUUAACCAGGAUGGUCUAGAUUUCCUGACCUCGUGAUCCGCCCGCCUAGGCCUCCCAAAGUGCUGGGAUUACAGGCGUGAGCCACCGCGCCCGGCCAACACACCGGAUUUCAAAGGCUUUUCACAAAUUUAAAAAUGUAAAAUAUCUUAUUAAUGACUUUUUAUAUGGAUCACAUAUUGAAAUGAUAAUAUUUUGGAAAUAUAGGACUAAAUAAAAUAACAUCAUUAAAAUUACUUUCACCUGUUUAGACUAUUUUUAUAUGGCCACUAGGAAAUUUUAAAUUGCAUAUGUGGCUCACUUUGCGUUUAUGUUGAAUAGCAUUGCUCGGAAGACAGAUCUGACAGCAAAUUAUUUAUGGUCACUCACCUUCUUACUUGUGUGCCUAGGGCAAGCUGAAUAACCUGGCUGGGCCUCAGCUUUCUCAUUUAUGAAAUGGAGAUCCUAAUAGCACUGAUGUUGCAGAGCAGACACAGAAAUAAGAUCAUACUUUUAAAUUGCUUGUAUCAAUGUAAGUUGUACCGUCAUUGUAAAUAAAUUCUGGCCAAAUUGCUUGUAUCAAUGUAAGUUGUACCGUCAUUGUAAAUAAAUUCUGGCCGUUAGUAGUUUUCUUUCUCCUCCCCAUCAUAGGGAAUAUUCCAGCCUCUUUUGAGGCCUGCAGCAGGCCAGUUGAGGCAUCACCAUUGAAGUUGCUGGUGCAGUGUACACCCUGGCACAAGGACCUUAUCUGAGCCCCCACACUCUCCUGCUUGCUGAUGGGCAAGCCCUGGGCUGGCUGAUACCUCCAAUCUCUUUGGAGACAGCUGGCCAUAUGGCAGAAAGGCUGGAAUGGCAUCUCCACUCUGUGACCCAGUCUCCCACUUGCCCCCAAAAGAAUAUUUCUUCUGACAGUGGACAGCUGACAUAUCACCACUUUCCUUCUACUGGUACCCUGAGGGAGCCGGUCACUAUCGACUGCGGCCACAACUUCUGCCGGGCCUGCCUUACCCGCUACUGUGAGAUACCAGGCCCAGACCUGGAGGAGUCCCCUACUUGCCCACUCUGCAAAGAACCCUUCCGUCCUGGGAGCUUCCGGCCCAACUGGCAGCUGGCUAACGUGGUGGAGAACAUUGAGCGCCUCCAGCUGGUGUCCACACUGGGUUUGGGAGAGGAGGAUGUCUGCCAAGAGCACGGAGAGAAGAUCUACUUCUUCUGUGAGGAUGAUGAGAUGCAGUUGUGCGUGGUGUGCCGGGAGGCUGGGGAGCACGCUACCCACACCAUGCGCUUCCUGGAGGAUGCAGCGGCUCCCUAUAGGGAACAAAUCCAUAAGUGUCUUAAAUGUCUAAGAAAAGAGAGAGAGGAGAUUCAAGAAAUCCAGUCAAGAGAAAAUAAAAGGAUGCAAGUCCUCCUGACUCAGGUGUCCACCAAGAGACAACAGGUGAUUUCUGAGUUCGCACACCUGAGGAAGUUUCUAGAGGAACAGCAGAGCAUCCUCUUAGCACAAUUGGAGAGCCAGGAUGGGGACAUCUUGAGGCAACGGGAUGAAUUUGAUUUGCUGGUUGCUGGGGAGAUCUGCCGGUUUAGUGCUCUUAUUGAAGAACUGGAGGAGAAGAAUGAGAGGCCAGCAAGGGAGCUCCUGACGGACAUCAGAAGCACUCUAAUAAGAUGUGAAACCAGAAAGUGCCGGAAACCGGUGGCUGUGUCGCCAGAGCUGGGCCAGAGGAUUCGGGACUUUCCCCAGCAGGCCCUCCCGCUGCAGAGGGAGAUGAAGAUGUUUCUGGAAAAACUAUGCUUUGAGUUGGACUAUGAGCCAGCUCACAUUUCUCUAGACCCUCAGACUUCCCACCCCAAGCUCCUCUUGUCCGAGGACCACCAGCGAGCUCAGUUCUCCUACAAAUGGCAGAACUCACCAGACAACCCCCAACGUUUUGACCGGGCCACCUGUGUUCUGGCCCACACUGGCAUCACAGGGGGGAGACACACGUGGGUGGUGAGUAUAGACCUGGCCCAUGGGGGCAGCUGCACCGUGGGCGUGGUGAGCGAGGAUGUGCAGCGGAAGGGGGAGCUUCGGCUGCGGCCAGAGGAGGGGGUGUGGGCUGUGAGGCUGGCUUGGGGCUUCGUCUCGGCUCUGGGCUCCUUCCCCACACGGCUGACCCUGAAGGAGCAGCCCCGGCAGGUGAGGGUGUCUCUUGACUAUGAGGUGGGCUGGGUGACCUUCACCAACGCUGUCACCCGAGAGCCCAUCUACACCUUCACUGCCUCCUUCACUAGGAAGGUCAUUCCCUUCUUUGGGCUCUGGGGCCGAGGGUCCAGUUUCUCCCUGAGCUCCUGAGAAGGAGCAGUUACCUACUCUCCUCUAAGUACAGGACUCAUAUCAACCCAAGUACCAUGUGGACUUGAUCCCUGGCUGAAUCACCUGGAUGACUUGGAAUAGAAAUGACUGCUUUAGAAGAUGGGAUGGGGCCGGGUGGUAAGGGAUAGAAGAGAGGACUCUCAAUCUACUGAUCAAGUCCUUUCCCCAAUGCCCAGUGGAUGGCCAGGGUACCUGGGGACUCAGGCUGCUGCCAGUUCUGCUCACCACCAUCCGUGCUUGGCACAGAAGUAGCUGCAUAGAAAGGGCACUGGAUUUGAAGUCAGAAGACCUGGGUUCUUGAACCAGCCUGUCAACCAGUUGUAUGACUUUAAACAAGGCAUCUCACCUCUUUUCAUCUUGUUUUCUUCCAAUAAUGUUAGAGUUCAUGUAAUCACAUUCUCUAGAACCAUUUAGUUUGUGUUAACUAUGAACCAAGCAGUGUGGUGGCCACUGGUGACUUGAAAAUAUAGAGAAAAAAAAAACCUGCUCUAUAUCUGAAAGAGCUCUUGGGAAGACAGAGAAACAUAAAGAGGAAAUUACAGCACAGUGUGGUGGGUGUUACGGGAAGUCCAACCCCAGCAUUAUGGGAGUUCAGGGGAAGGGGCAUAGCCCAGCCUGGAAGGAGAGGGUGAGUGGGGGAUGGCUUUCUGAAAAGGGUGGUCUAAAGGAUGCCUAUGGUCAAUAGGGAAAAGAGGGGAAGAAGCAUCUUAAGAAGAGGAAACAGCAGAGAACUGGCUGGAUGACCUGUGACUCUGGAGCACUGGGUUGUCUCCAUUGUCAUUAUGGGCAGAUGUGUGCCAUCCCCAGCCGACGCCACUCACUGCCUCCUUCCUCCUGGUGUUGCCACUUCUGGGUGAGAUUAAGGUGCAGGGCCUGGGGGCAGGAGGACAUAAGGUAUAGCCAUAAAUCAUAACCCAGGGACCACACUCAACCCUAGGGAAAUUGUCUUCCUGAUCAGUUGAUUACCAUCUGAGGUCAAGAAAUGAGAUAGUGGGAGCAAAUGGGUCACAAAUAGCUCAGCUGUGGGCUCAGAAACUGCUAGGUAAAAGAAUUCCAGAAGGAGGCCAGGGCAUAAGUUGGAUGACCUAUGAACUUUAGUCUAAAGAAUUGAGACUACCGUAAUUGAGACUACUGUAGUGACAUCUGAGAAAUGGGAUGGAAGAGUGACCAUGUUUUAUUUUCUUGUUCUUGUCACUAUUGUAUUUUAUUUUGCAUAAUCAUGCCCUUCACUGACAGUCUCCUUAACAUCAUCUGUUUACUCUGCUCAGUGUAAACUACAAUGCUCUGUCAUCUCCCUACUGGGUCUCCUGGGAGGAGGGGAGCCAUCCAGGGUGCAAACUCAAAGGCAGAGGGCACAGCGUGCUUAGGCCCAAGCUUAGAAUUCAAUUGAGAAGUUCUGUUGUUCAUCCUUACCUCAGCAGGUAGAAAAGAGGUGGAGAUCAGAAGCCAGGGAUUAGAGAUUGAAUUGCUUUCCCUGGGAGUGUGCAGUAUCUCAUUAAAAUGUUGUAUAUUCAAAAAAAUACAGACACACACAAGUGCCUAUAUAAUGAUAAAACAUAUCCAAAGCACCCAAACCUGUGAUUCCAGAAAAGUAGAUCCUAUUUUUGUUUAUUUUUAUUGGCUUUAGCUGUGUCUUUUGAAAGGACUAUUAUCCUCUAAAAUGUAUGUGUAUGAAGAUCCUGGCUUGCAGCUCGGGAGCUUUACACACCUUGUGUCACUUUAUCUUGGUAACGAGCCAAGAUCAUGCAACCAGUUCAUCCAUGUCUGACCCAAGAGCUCUUAACUGCUAUGCUGCACUGCCUCAUUCAGAGAUAGAUGCCUGCAUGGGUCCUGGCGAUUAUUUUAAUGCUGGCUACACCCCCACAGGUGACUUGGAUUCAGAAAUACAAUUUAUAUUUCUUCUUUUUAAAUUGUUUUAUUUUAUUUUUCUUUUAAUAGUUAUAUGUCAGUGAGAACAAUUUAUAUGUCUUACACUGAGAAAUAAAACUGCUCAUAAGUGAAAACA
Molecule: messenger RNA, 5690 nt
Organism: Homo sapiens (human)
Lineage: Eukaryota; Metazoa; Chordata; Mammalia; Primates; Hominidae
Gene: TRIM10
Product: tripartite motif containing 10
Exons: 9
Coding region: 2165-3664 (499 amino acids)
Biological process (GO): positive regulation of pattern recognition receptor signaling pathway; host-mediated suppression of symbiont invasion; antiviral innate immune response
Cellular component (GO): cytoplasm
Molecular function (GO): metal ion binding; ubiquitin protein ligase activity; zinc ion binding
Source: RefSeq, a predicted model, not a curated record